Phoenix dactylifera (date palm) is the source of this 1561-nucleotide messenger RNA. RefSeq lists its product as uncharacterized. The record is from RefSeq and is a predicted model, not a curated record. Lineage: Eukaryota; Viridiplantae; Streptophyta; Magnoliopsida; Arecales; Arecaceae.
ACAAUUUGCAACUGAAUUUCAUAAAAUUAUUAGAAAAAAGGAUUUGGAGUUAGAUAUGUUGUGCAUGAAAGAAGCUCGGUGCUGUUAUAGAAAUUUUCCGGAGCUUGACAAAAUACUUUUGCCUCUUCCUAUUGAUCCUUUAUUGGACCCUAGCCUUGCAUUAAAUCAUUAUGCAUUUACCCUCAUUUAAUCACCAAACUUGGAAACUAAUUUAGUCGUGAGUUUACCUAUACACUCUCCAUUGUCCGAUCAGCCUUCAACUCUUUAUGCCAUCAAAUUUAUUACCCUUUCCUUUAUAGCACACCAAAGUGGUUUUCGCUCCGACAUUUUGCCGGCUCUCCUCUCCAAUCCGAAUUUCUUUAGGAAAUCUCGGUCACACUAUGACUCUCCAACCCGGUUUCCUUUGGAAAUCCGUUCUCUGUUUCUUUUUUCUCGGAAAUUUUGGUGACAAUAUGCCUCUCCAACUCGAUUUUUUUCGGAAAUCUCGGUCCCCGAUUUUUUUUGGAAAUCCAUUGUUUGGGGGAAAUUUUAGUCAGACCAUGACUCUCCAGUAAUCCUGGCUGGAUUCCAAUAAUCUCGAGACCUGCUCGAGUUGGUAAGAUCGUCCGAGGGCGAAUUUUAUUUUUGGUAAGAAGUGAUUCAAGUGAAUGCCUUUUUAAACUUGUAAAAAUACAGAGUGCGAAGUUUAUCGAAGCAACUGCUGAUUGCACCGGCUUGGGAACAAGGAAGCGUAUGUUCCUCUGAGGACCAUCACAUUGCAGAACAGUCUAAGGGCUUCAUGGCAGUCUCAGAUCCAGAACGCAUUUCAAGUGAUAUUAUUCUUAUUAAACGGGUUCAGCAUAUGAUCGAAUCAUGUUUGCAACGUUAUAUGAAUAAAGAGGAGGUGGUAAAGGAGCUUAAGGAGAAAGCCCUUAUAGAACCUUGGCUUGUAGAUCUGUUGUGGAGGGGGCUAGAAAAGGAAAAUCCUGAGUUUUUCAGUGGGUACCAUGUGAGACUAAUGCUGAUAAAACAAAUCACCAUGUUCAAUCAAUUGCUUGAGCGCCAAUGCUAUCUAAUGGAGCAAUCUCAUCAGGAAGAGCAUCAGGACAACAAUCAUCAUACCACAGGUUCCCAAGUUGUCCAUGAAGUGAUGCCACCAAGAAGUUCCCAGUACAACUUGAUGAACUCUUUAGAUGGGAUUGACAAGAACAAUGCAGUGAAUUCUCAAACUGAAGGUUUUCCGAACAUGUCAUCUUCUGUGUCGGAGAUGUGUGCAGGUUUAUCAUCCAUGGCCUCCAGCAGUCACUUCCCCUUGCAUCCAAAUAGUUCAGCUGAAGAGGUGUCGCAGAACAGAGAAGGUUCUGAAUUGGAGCCUCCAAGAAGAGAUAUCUAACGUCGCAGAAGGGCUACGUUUUAGUUUAAGUUUCUAGGAUCUAGUAGCAAACUUUGACGGGCAAUUGACUUUCCAAGAUUGAUCACUUCAAUUCUCUCUUUUCUUAUUAAUGAAAUGGAUUUUGAUCAGUUUUAAAUUUCUAUGUACUGAAAAGCUUUUCUACGUCAGUAAUAUUUUUUUUGGCCGUUA